AUGGCGGAUAGGAAAAAAAAAAAAAAAAAAAAGCGCGGGAAAAUCGUGGUCCGCGUGCUGCACUGCCCGCGCGCCACGCAGGGGCCGCCCCGCCGGGAUUUCCCGCGGCCUUGCCAGUACUGCGGACACGGGCUGUUGCCGCACUUGCGCCGCGGGCGGGGAAAUGCAGGAGAACGCGAAAGCAUCGGGGCAGAGCAGCCGCUGGAGGUGCCCGAGCCGUCUCCCCCUUGCCCGCAGGGCCGGAGUUGCCCACCGCCGGCAGCUGACAGGUCCGUGCUGGAGAGUGGGAGAAGGGUCCCUGCUGGCUGCCGUGUCCUGGGUGGGCACAGAGCUCUGACCUCGGCCAGAUGGGCUGUUCGGUUUCUUUCUCACAGGUUUCCGGGUGUUUUGAUCCUGACGUCGCCAAAGCCUCAGGCUUCUCUCCCUGGGCCCUUGCCGUUGCCGUAUCUCUUGGAUGCCGUGCAGAACGGAAUCAGGCAGCCAAGCCUCAGGUUCGCCUUCUCCCUCACCCUCUGCGCUGCUCGUGUGGCACAGCAGAUCCUGAAGCCAGAGGAGCACGUGUACAUAAGGGUAAAGAGAUUCCUUCUGUCACACCGGUAUUUGGACCUGAGGAAGGUACCAGGUUUUCUCCAGCUUUUCUACAGUUUUGAUUUUGAGUACAAAACAGCACGAGUGGAUCCUCAGAUUUCUUGGGGAAGGGCUGCGUGACAAACAUUGCUGUGAGCUCUAUGUCUACCAGAGGAUUUUCCGGGUCAUUCUUUCCUUUCUCAGCAGUCCUUUGUGUGACCAGGGCUCCCAGAGUCGCAUUCUGGAGAUACGACAGAGUGCUGCCCGUGUCACCUCUAGAGCUGCCCAUGAGCCGAUAGAGGAUCACAGCCUCCUCUCGUGGGUCCUGCACGGCUUAGAGAAAAGGUAACCAGCCAAGUACGGGAGACAUGGGGACAAUUUCCUGUCCACGGCUGAAGAAUGACGUGGCUGAGGAUGAAAGCAAGGGGGACAGACCUGGAGACGGGGGCACCGAGGGCUGCACUGGCAGAACUUGCUGAACGCUGAGGUGUCCCUUGUGUUUUUGAGAAGAGAAUCAAGAGGCUUUCAGGUGGUGGUGGGAGGGACGAUGGUGGGGGGGCUGUGUGAUUUGGGAAUCACUUCCUUGACAAAGCAAAAGGACACCUUGUGCUGGUGUCUUUAGCUUUGAAAUUUCAAGCAGCCUCAGUUCCCAUCCUGUCACAGGACCUGCUGCACAGGAAGUGGCACAGCAAUGGAUUUGAGCUGUCUAGAACGUUACUUCUCCUCCCCUUGCCUCUCCCUGACAAAAAAAUCUCUUCU
This is a messenger RNA of Vidua chalybeata, 1326 nucleotides long. RefSeq lists its product as uncharacterized. Gene Ontology annotation, cellular component: nucleolus. The transcript is spliced from 8 exons. Gene Ontology annotation, biological process: maturation of LSU-rRNA from tricistronic rRNA transcript (SSU-rRNA, 5.8S rRNA, LSU-rRNA); maturation of 5.8S rRNA from tricistronic rRNA transcript (SSU-rRNA, 5.8S rRNA, LSU-rRNA). Lineage: Eukaryota; Metazoa; Chordata; Aves; Passeriformes; Viduidae. The record is from RefSeq and is a predicted model, not a curated record. The coding region runs from base 1 to 708 and encodes 235 amino acids.